AUGGCGAUCAGCGAAACCACUUUGAAAGACACAGUGCUUAUGUUGGUCGAACAGCAGAAUGCACGUGGUGGCCUGCUGGGUCGUCCACUGGAAGCGAUCGUUGUAGAUCCCGCUUCAGAUUGGCCUCGAUUUGCAGAGCAAUCAAGACUGCUGCUGGAACGUGAGAAGGUGGACGUUGUCUUCGGCUGUUGGACUUCUGUAUCGCGGAAAUCGGUGUUACCGGUUUUUGAAGAACUGAAUGGGCUGCUGUUUUACCCGGUACAGUAUGAAGGGGAAGAAUCGUCUAAAAACGUUUUCUAUACAGGCGCUGCUCCCAAUCAGCAGGCGAUACCGGCUGUAGACUACCUGAUGGCGCAAGGCGUGAAGCGUUGGGUACUUGCAGGUACUGAUUAUGUUUAUCCGCGCACAACCAACAAAAUUCUGGAGGCCUAUCUUAAAAAUAAUGGUGUUGCUGAAACAGAUAUCCGGGUGAGCUAUACGCCUUUUGGUCAUUCUGACUGGCAAACUAUUGUUUCUGACAUUAAGAGUUUCGGCUCGACCGGGCGCAAAACCGCUGUGGUCUCCACCAUUAAUGGCGAUGCGAAUGUGCCUUUCUAUAAAGAACUUUCAAAUCAGGGCGUGACCGCGUCUGAUAUUCCCGUCAUCGCUUUUUCGGUAGGUGAAGAGGAAUUGUCAGGUAUUGAUACCUCACCACUGGUUGGACACCUCGCUGCCUGGAACUAUUUUAUGAGUGUUGAAGCAGAUGCAAAUUUCGAUUUCAUCGAUGAGUGGUUGGAAUUUGUUGAAGAUGAAGAGCGUGUAACAAACGAUCCUAUGGAGGCGCACUACAUAGGGUUUAACAUGUGGGCGCAGGCCGUCACAAAGGCGGGCAGCACCGAUACUGAUGCGGUAGGUGAAGCUAUUGUAGGUGUAACAGUGCCAAAUCUCAGUGGUGGUUACGCCACGAUGAUGCCCAACCAUCACAUCACGAAACCUGUUUUCAUCGGCGAAAUUCAGAACGAUGGCCAAUUUCAGGUGGUGUGGCAGACACCCGGGUCAGUAGUGGGCGAUGCGUGGUCUGACUAUCUACCCGGAUCGAAAGAUCUCAUUUCCGAUUGGCGUGUAGUUGCCGAUCCGUUGAGUCAAACCGCGGUAGCGGCAGUCGCAGCCCUUGCGGAUGCAGAUGACCAGAAGCGCAUAGACGCAAUUCGAAUUCUGGUCAGUGCCGAACAGCGCCAGGCUGAUCUGGUGCUGGCAGCGCUGGAGGAAGGCAACCUUUAUCGUCGGCGGGCAGAUGAUCGAGUUGUGAUUGCCACCAGGGAUGGCCGCCAAUUCAAUCUGGUUGCUGCGGCCACCGGCGAAGUGCUGCCACCUGAAACCAGGCGUGGCGUGCGGCGUAUAGCUAUCAAUAAUGCUUUGCGUGCCGAACUGCGUGCGCUGCGUGCAUCUGCUCGACUCACUGCACCUGAGGCAGCGGUCAGGUUAGCGGCAGUGCAGGAAAUGAUAACAAACCCCACUCCUGGGAUACGUGACAAUCUGGUGCAGAGGCUUGCAGCAGAGUCUGAUGUGCGUGUUCGCUCUGCAUUGGCAACUGCGGUGGCCAUUGCCGACUUGCAGCGGGAUGAUCUGCAAACUCAAAUCGCGGCAGUGACAGAACUGGCUGGCAUUGUCGAACCUGAAGCGCGACGCGUCCUGCAGGAUAUUGUCGACGAUGACGCUACCCCGGCGGAUCUCAGACAGCAGGCUGAAAAAUCUAUUGCGGCCACCGACAAUAAACUGAAGCUCUUUUCCGGGGUGGAAAUUCUUUUUUUUGGCUUGAGCCUCGGCUCGGUUCUAGUACUUGCAGCCAUUGGCCUGGCGAUCACGUUUGGGGUUAUGGGCGUGAUCAACAUGGCCCACGGCGAGUUGAUUAUGCUGGGUGCAUAUACGACUUAUGCAAUGCAGGUGUUGAUGCCUGAUGCAAUCGGCUUUUCCCUGUUGCUCGCUAUUCCGGUUGCAUUCUGUUUAACCGCUCUUGUAGGUAUUGCGAUAGAACGAGGCGUGAUUCGGUUCAUGUAUGGGCGCCCACUCGAAACGCUGCUUGCGACUUUUGGCAUCAGUCUUAUUCUGCAGCAGACCGUUCGCUCAAUAUUCUCGCCCCUUAAUCGAACUGUGGUCACACCAGACUGGAUGUCGGGUUCGCUGGAAAUUACCGCAGGCUUGUCCCUCACGUACAGUCGACUCUAUAUCCUGCUGUUUUCAAUGUUGGUUUUUGCAGGCCUAUUACUGCUUCUUAAUCGGUCGCGGCUGGGGCUGGAAAUACGUGCAGUGGCGCAGAAUCGCAAAAUGGCGAAAGCCAUCGGUGUACGCGGUGAUUGGGUUGAUGCGAUGACAUUUGGGCUUGGCUCAGGGAUAGCGGGUGUUGCUGGCGUUGCACUUUCGCAACUCACUAAUGUCGGCCCUAACAUGGGGCAAGCCUAUAUCAUUGAUUCUUUUCUAGUGGUUGUUUUCGGUGGUGUCGGGAACCUCUGGGGCACUGCGGUGGCAGGAUUGUCACUGGGUGUGCUGAACAAAGUACUGGAACCAACCAUGGGUGCAGUUCUAGCUAAAGUGCUUGUGCUGGAAGGGUCGAGCUUUCAUUUGUCUGCCUACAGCGUGACGCUGAUCGGAAAAUUCCUGUGUUUUGCCCUGCUUGCUUUGUCCCUGGAUCUGGUUUGGGGUUAUUGCGGCAUCCUCAGUCUGGGUCAUGGCGCAUUUUUUGCGCUGGGCGGUUACGCCAUGGGCAUGCACUUAAUGCGGGAAAUUGGUGACCGUGGUGUGUACGGCAAUCCUGAGCUGCCAGAUUUUAUGAUAUUCCUGGAUUGGCAGGCGUUGCCCUGGUUCUGGUAUGGGUUUGACAGUCUGGUGUUUGCCCUACUUAUGGUUGUGUUUGUACCAGGUAUGCUGGCUUUUAUAUUUGGCUGGCUGGCGUUUCGCUCCCGGGUUACCGGCGUGUAUCUUUCGAUUAUCACGCAAGCGCUGACGUUUGCGUUGAUGCUGGCUUUUUUCCGCAACGAAAUGGGUUUUGGUGGCAACAAUGGCUUGACCGAUUUCAAGGAUAUAGCCGGGUUUGAUCUGCAGGAUAACAAUGUUCGAGUCGUCUUUACGCUGAUGUCAGCGCUCGCGCUUGCGGUGGGUUAUCUGCUGUGUCGCUGGAUUGUCAGUUCGAAGUUGGGCGCCGUUGUUAUUGCUAUCAGGGAUGCUGAAGAUCGCACGCGUUUUCUGGGCUAUAAAGUAGAGCGCUUCAAACUUUGGAUUUUUACCUUCUCCGCAAUCAUGGCGGGUAUAGCUGGCGCGCUUUACGUACCCCAGGUAGGCAUCAUCAAUCCCGGUGAGUUUGCGCCAAUCAACUCAAUUGAAUAUGCCAUCUGGGUAGCUGUGGGUGGCCGGGGUACGCUACACGGGGCAAUUCUCGGCGCAAUAUCGGUCAACUAUGCCAAGACAGUGUUUACUGCCGCGCUGCCUGAACUCUGGCUGUUUGCGCUUGGUGCUCUGUUUGUCCUCACCACCUUGUUUCUGCCCAAAGGACCAGACCUGAAACAUGGCGUAAUCCUUUAUCUGGAAGACGUCAGUGUAGCCUUUGACGGUUUCAAGGCUCUUGACCGUCUGAGCUUAACCAUUGAUGCGGGUGAGUUGCGUUGCCUGAUCGGUAGCGCGUUUUAUGGCCAGCGUCUGGAUCUUACAAAGAUGUCCGAGGCAGACAUAGCGCGCGCUGGUAUCGGGCGUAAGUUUCAGAAGCCGACGAUAUUUGAACAGAUGAGCGUGAUAGACAAUCUGCGUCUUGCCUUGCGUGACGAGCUCGAUGUGUGGGCGACGUUGUUUACACGAUUCAAGGACCAUGAAACAGAACGCUUAUAUGCGCUGUUGGAAACGGUAGGUUUAAAGCCAGAUGCACAUGUCAUUGCCGGCGGGCUUUCGCAUGGGCAGAAGCAAUGGCUGGAAAUAGGUAUGUUGCUGGCUCAGGAGCCGCAGCUGUUGCUGGUGGAUGAGCCUGUUGCCGGUAUGACAGAGCAGGAGACUGCCAGGACGGCGCAACUGCUUACAGACCUUGCCGGCGAUCGCUCAGUUGUUGUGGUUGAGCAUGACAUGGCGUUUGUCCGAUCGAUAGCGAAGAACGUCACGGUACUGCAUGAAGGAGUACCGGAUUCGAUUUAUGAACUGUUCCCUGUGUUGCGCACUAUGGCUGGUCGGCGUGGAGGAGAUUUGUCCGGUGGUCAGCAGCAGCAGCUGGCGAUUGGCCGCGCUCUGGUCCUGAACCCUAAGGUGCUUAUUCUCGAUGAGCCCUGUGAAGGUAUCCAGCCGAAUGUUGUGGAUCAGAUUGGAGAGGUUAUUCUGUACCUGAACAAAACUAUGAAUCUGACAGUCCUGCUGGUGGAGCAGAAAUUGCCCUUUGCCCGGCGCGUAGCAGAUAAUUUUGCGAUUAUGGAUCGUGGUGCGAUUGCCGCAAAUGGGUCCAUGGAUGAUCUCAAUGAAGAUCUCAUUGACGAAUAUCUGCGGAUCAGUGAAGGCUGUGAACUCACAGGUGCAAUCGCUUAUGCCACCGAUCGUGGUGAUGCAAAGCAGAUGCAGUUUCAGCAUAUCCUGCACAGCAUUGGAUUCACCGUGAAGCUGCGGCCGGUGUUGAAACGCUUAGACGGAACAACAAAAGCGGAUUGGGAUGUGGGUAUCACCCUGGAUGUUUACGAACAAGCCAGUGCAUGCGACAAAGUGGUGCUGGUUUCCGGCGACGGCGACUUUGAUGUAUUGCUCGAGAGAAUACGCAUAGCUUACGACCUGGAUCCAAUCAGUCCCUUUCCGCCGCCCGCUGAUUUUCUGAAAAUUUCUCCGUUGGGUAAAAUCCCCGCCAUGACCGACGGUGACCUGGCUAUCCCGGAUUCGUCAGCCAUCUGUGGUUAUAUCGAGAAAAAGCACCCGGAAAAUCCGCUGUAUCCCAGCGACCCUGCUGAUUAUGGUCGCGCGCUGUGGUUCGAAGAUUGGGCUGACAACGAACUGCCCAAAGCAACCGCUUCGCUGUUUUUCAAUCGUAUUGCAGUGAAAAUGAUGAAGCGGGAACCGGACGAAGCGGUCAUUCAGAAAAUACUGGAUGAUGUGCAGCCGCCAAUAUUCGACUACCUGGAGGCGCAGAUAGGCGAUAAAACCUACCUGGUUGGGGAUAGGUUCAGUAUCGCGGAUAUCGCGGUGACCUGUCAGUUUAUUCAGAUGUUGUAUGCCGGUGAGCAACUGCCUGGCAAAAAGUAUCCGAAUAUCACUCGGUACGUGACGGAACUUAUGCAUCGCAGUUCUUUCAAAGAUCUGGUGAACAGCGAUCCAUUUAUCAAAAUCUAG
Messenger RNA from Symbiodinium pilosum, 5322 nucleotides. The record is from the annotation of a GenBank genome assembly. NCBI's taxonomy places the organism in Eukaryota, Dinophyceae, Suessiales, Symbiodiniaceae.